AUGAAGAAGAACACCAGCAAACCUACCAUGAGGAUCAAUAAGCAAGAUGCUCUCUGCACCCCACACUCCCAUGAUCCAGGACAUCUUCAAAAUAUGUUGGAUGGAGGAGAGUAUGCCCCUUUUGUAUCUCCUCCCAUGUUAGAGAGCAAUUUUAUCCAGGUCAACAGGAGAGGUGAAUCCAUUUACCUUCAUAACCGAGCCAACUGGGUGACUGUAGGCAUCUGUUCUUCCAGCUCCACCCACAAAAUCCCCAAUGUGAUGCUACUGGCACAUCUGACACCUGGUGCUCAAAAAGACACAGAACCCCUGUUUAAAAGUCUCCUGACAUCUCCUCCUGCAGAGAAACUGGUGCUCACCAGGUUUCUCCCUCUGCAGUUUGUGACUCUUUCUGUGCAUGAUGCUGAGAACAUGCGCCUGAAAGUAAAGCUGGUGAGUGGUCGAGCCUACUACUUACAGCUCUGCACCUCUGCAUGUAAACAGGACACCUUAUUUUCUCAGUGGGUGGCCCUCAUCUCCCUCUUGAAUCAGGAGAAAGCCAAAGUUUCCAAAGUGUCAGAGAUUUCAAGUCUCUCAGGAAUUACGAAUAGCACGGACAUCACAGGCUCCUUGGACGUGAUGGAUAUCACAGCGUUCACAGCCAUCCCGACCCCAUAUGUGCAGGCAGUUACAGACCCUGUACAUGUCAGGGACAGCAUAGAUUUCUCGGAAUUCACAGACAUCACCGACAUCACAGAUGUCACAGAUCUUCCAGAAAAUGAGGUCCCAGAGGUCCCAGAUGUAAGAAUUGUCACAGAAGUCACAGAAGUCAGAGAAGCCACAGAAGUUACAGACAACUUGGAUGUUACAAAAUGCUCAGGAGUCACAGUCGUGUUUGAAAAUGAUGACUUAAUCAGGGCCAAGCAAGAGGAGGAGGAAAAAAUAAAAGACAUUCUGAAGCCUGGGUGUCUACAAGAUACAAAAAGUAAGAGUGAGUUGAAAGAAUCCCCAAAACAUGUCACCAUCUCAAACAUAACUGUGACUUUUGAAGGUAAAGGAUAUUUUCAAACUACCUUGACUCCAGUAGAAAGUGAGGCAAAUACAUCCAAGGAGAUGGAGGAUAAGACCUCUGAAGAAAAGACACCUGAUUUUAAGAGCACGGCUCUCAAGCCUGAAGAAUCCAGGAGCUUGAGAACAGAAUCAAACACUUCGGUUCUCUCCCCUCAUAUCAAAUCUUCUUCUAAUUUUCUCAAGCUUGUGCCUCAUCUGUCUCCCCUUUUCUCAAGGGAAUGA
Saimiri boliviensis boliviensis (Bolivian squirrel monkey) is the source of this 1269-nucleotide messenger RNA. The record is from RefSeq and is a predicted model, not a curated record. NCBI's taxonomy places the organism in Eukaryota, Metazoa, Chordata, Mammalia, Primates, Cebidae.